CGACGUGGAAACUUUUUCUUGCCUCCGUUUCCCCAAGUCCUGAAGAGCCGGAAUGGAGCUGGAGAAAACCUACGCGACACCCCGAGCCAGCCGCACAGGACAUGGAGGCGUGAAUCAGCUGGGGGGUGUUUUUGUGAACGGCCGCCCUCUCCCAGAUGUCGUUCGCCAAAGGAUCGUGGAGCUCGCCCACCAAGGGGUCCGGCCGUGUGACAUCUCCCGGCAGCUCCGCGUCAGCCACGGCUGUGUCAGCAAAAUACUUGGCAGGUAUUACGAAACCGGGAGUAUUAAGCCUGGAGUGAUUGGAGGAUCAAAACCAAAGGUCGCCACACCCAAAGUCGUUGAAAAAAUUGCAGAGUACAAACGCCAAAAUCCCACCAUGUUUGCCUGGGAGAUCAGGGACAGGCUCCUUGCUGAGCGAGUGUGUGACAACGACACUGUGCCCAGUGUCAGUUCCAUUAACAGGAUCAUACGGACCAAGGUGCAGCAGCCACCCAAUCAGCAGGUCCCGGCUUCCAGUCACAGCAUAGCCUCCACAGGAUCAGUCACCCAGGUGUCCUCUGUCACCACUGACUCUGCUGGCUCGUCCUACUCCAUUAGUGGGAUCCUGGGAAUUGCCUCUCCUGGCACCGAGAGCAACAAGCGCAAGCGGGACGAAGGUAUUCAGGAAUCUCCAGUACCAAAUGGCCAUUCUCUACCGAGCAGAGAUUUUCUUCGGAAACAGAUGCGAGGAGACCUUUUCACCCAGCAGCAGCUGGAAGUGUUGGAUCGUGUCUUUGAGAGACAACAUUAUUCUGACAUUUUCACAACAACUGAGCCCAUCAAACCAGAGCAGUGGUGCUCCAUGCUGAUGAGACAGUGCGUGGUACAACCGCAGGCAGUCAUUUUUCAGGCAACUGAAUACUCAGCCAUGGCCUCACUAGCUGGUGGAUUGGAUGACAUGAAGGCAAAUAUAACCAGCCCUACUUCUGCAGAUUUGGGAGCAAGUGUUCCUGGGCCUCAGUCCUAUCCUAUUGUCACAGGUCGCGAGCUGGCAAGUACAACCCUCCCAGGAUAUCCUCCACACGUCCCUCCUGCUGGACAGGGCAGCUACUCCGCUCCAGCACUGACAGGAAUGGUGCCUGGGAGCGAGUUUUCUGGGAGCCCAUACAGCCACCCACAAUAUUCAACAUACAAUGACUCCUGGAGGUUUCCCAACCCUGGACUCCUGGGCUCCCCCUACUACUACAGUGCUACAGCCCGUGGAGCAGCCGCACCAGCUGCUGCGGCUGCCUAUGACCGCCACUGACACCGGAGCUCAGGGCAUCAGCACUGACAGCACCCACGUCUGGGACAACCGUGAUGAGUCAUCUUGCUGCCACCAUGUCAGCCACUCCAAAAGGGAAGGAGAAAGUACCUAGUAGGAACAUGAUAAUUGAAAUUUUGCUCUUUAA
Messenger RNA from Vidua chalybeata, 1430 nucleotides. It is a transcript of the gene PAX5, whose product is annotated as paired box 5. Gene Ontology annotation, molecular function: RNA polymerase II cis-regulatory region sequence-specific DNA binding; DNA-binding transcription factor activity, RNA polymerase II-specific. The transcript is spliced from 11 exons. Lineage: Eukaryota; Metazoa; Chordata; Aves; Passeriformes; Viduidae. Gene Ontology annotation, biological process: anatomical structure development; regulation of transcription by RNA polymerase II. Bases 53 to 1285 code for a protein of 410 amino acids. The record is from RefSeq and is a predicted model, not a curated record.